Lepisosteus oculatus (spotted gar) is the source of this 3487-nucleotide messenger RNA. Lineage: Eukaryota; Metazoa; Chordata; Actinopteri; Semionotiformes; Lepisosteidae. The record is from RefSeq and is a predicted model, not a curated record.
CACCUGUUCUCUAGUAGUACUUGAGAAGCAGUUCCAGCCGUUAGCUGUAAAUAAAGAUGGCAGACAUGAUUCAAGUUUCCUCUUCUCUUGGGUUGCCAACUAUUCCUAUUUCUCACCAUACCAGGUGGUGUUUUUGAAAGACUGGUCUUGUGUACUGCAGAGAAGGUCAAGAGACUGUCUGGCAGGCAAAGCCCUACUCCUGACCUUCAGAAGCACCAGGAAGUGAAAUCACUUCAAUAAUGUACACUUCACGAGCUCUGCUCUUUUGCUGCCUUAUAAAGACCGGUACAGAACUGCAUACUGUAACUAAAAGAAGCAGUGUCAUAUUAAACAAAGUAAGCUUUCUGCUCAAUUAGGGCUAGGCAGGGAGAAGUGUGGUAUCAAUUUGUCAUUGCACAUUAAUGCAGGAAAAAAUAAAAACAUCCCACCUUUGCUUUCUAAAGAGCAUAUUUCCUUUGGGAUAUUCUGUUAAAACCACAGCAGUGAGAGAAAGUCACAGUAGUAAGACACAGUAUUGAGUAAUAAAAAAUAUAAAAAGGCAAAGUAAAUGCACUGGAGAGAACUAAGUUAAAGUGCAAAACUGUUGAUUUUUUUGUGAUAUUGUUAUAUUGGUUAUAUCUGGAUAUAGUCACUUGAACCGCUCCAUGCUGUAGUUCUCAAGGAUAGUAUCAGAAAAUUAGCUCCAGGAUGCAGUAAGGUGGUAAAAAAGAACCAAUCAGACAACAAAACAGGGAAAAGCUCAAACGUAGCACAACAGUAUUUAUUAUCACACUAUUCAUUUUGUCACUGUUUUGUAUAAACAAUUUUUUGUCAGACCAAAUUUGGACCAAAAUCUUGGAGCUGUGGCAACAAAUUUCUGUCAAGAGUUGUAAGCUAAUUAAAAGAUUAAAAUAAAUUAAUACUUUGAGAAUCUGUAUCUAUUACUAUGCAUAUAGUAUGCUCAUUAUAUGCAUAUUUAUUACACUAUUUUUAGUGUUUCCCUGAUCUGUUGUCUGAUUAGGUUUGGUUGUUUUAAGAUUUAUUGAGUUGGGUAAAGUCAUGGAAGGUGUGGGUAUAAUAUCUGGAAUGACCAAGGAUCUUAGGAUUCAGUCACAGGUAAGACUAAUUAGGAAACCUCGUAAUAUUGGGAGCUGGGGCUUGAAAAGUGUUGAAGGGAGAUGAACGGAGCAGUGCCGGUGGACCCUGCUGUCUGUGUCCGAGCACAGCUACGCCAGUUUGAAAGUACCUUGGGGCAAAAUGCUGAGGGCUUCUGGAUGAAGAAGACAUUGGGCCUCCGAUAGCACCAUCUUCAAUAAGGCAGGACUGAAGUGAGCAAGUGUUAUUCUAUUGUUUUGCAUUUCUCUUGAAUGCAGACAUUUUUAAUAACUUUUCAUUACAAAAGCCGUAAAUAUCUUAAUGGUCUAAUUUCUUGAAUUCCAAAAGUUUUGUGCACUCAACUCAACUCAAAAGACUGGAGCAUAACCUUUAAAUCAUUAUUUUGCAAAUAAUUAUACUAAAAAGUGUCGUUAGACAGAUUUUUGAUGACUACCCACCGUCUUUUCUUUUACCUGAAGGAGAGAAUGACAAGAAUAUCAUUAUGUGGAUGGAUCACAGAGCAUCCGAACAGGCAGCCUGGAUCACUAGGACACAACACAAGGUCCUACAGUCAGUGGGAGGGGUGAUGUCCCCAGAAAUGCAGCCCCCCAAACUAUUGUGGCUCAAAGAAAACCUGCGACAUUCCUGCUGGGAGAAAGCGGCACACUUCUUUGAUCUCCCUGACUUUCUGUCCUGGAAGGCCACAGGGUCAUUGGCAAGGUCUCUCUGUACAUUGAUCUGUAAAUGGACCUACUCCUCAGAAAAUGGCUGGGACCACAGCUUCUGGUCAGCCAUUGGUCUGGAGGAUCUGCUGGUCGAUAAUUAUUUCAAAAUAGGAAGGGACACCAGCUGCCCGGGAAGUCCUCUGGGACAGGGGCUGACAGAUCAGGCAGCACAAGAAAUGGGUCUGGAGGCGGGCACAGCUGUGGCUGCCUCUCUCAUCGACGCUCAUGCAGGAGGAUUAGGCACCAAAGAUGAAACUGAUCUGUACUGUACAAAAGGUGUGAUUGGAGCAGAUGUGAGAGGGUAUAACUUGCCUUGUGAGAAACAACCAAUCACAUCUCGCUUAGCCUUGAUCUGUGGAACCUCUUCCUGUCACAUGGGGAUCAGCAAGCAGCCAGUCUUUGUACCAGGUGUGUGGGGUCCAUAUUACUCUGCAAUGGUUCCAGCAUUUUGGUUGAAUGAAGCAGGACAAAGUGCCACAGGUAAACUGAUGGACCAUAUGAUUAAAGGGCAUGCUGCCUUCCCUGAGCUAAAGGAAAAAGCUAAAGAAAGUGGGGUGAAUAACUAUACUUACCUAAAUAGUCAUCUGCACACGAUGAGUGUUGACGCACCCCUGGACGUGCUCACUGCUCACCUGCACAUCUGGCCAGAUUUCCAUGGCAACCGGUCUCCGUUGGCAGAUCCCACUUUGAAAGGAAUGGUUGUUGGCCUUCCUCUCUCUCAAAAUCUUGAUGACUUAGCUCUUCUGUAUCUGGCCACAGUGCAGUCCAUCGCACUGGGAACAAGACACAUCCUGGAAACUAUGCAAGGGGCAGGAUAUGACAUCAACACACUGUUCCUGUGUGGUGGACUCAGUAAGAACCCUCUCUUCAUACAGGCACACGCUGACAUCACAGGCUUGCCGGUAGUAUUGCCCAAGGAACCAGAGGCAGUGCUGGUAGGAGCAGCUAUUCUUGGAGCCUGUGCCUCCCAUGAUUGUAGCUCACUUCAGGAAGCAAUGGAGAAAAUGACCAAAGUUGGAAAUGUUGUUCAACCAAACAUUGAACUGAAGAGUUUCUAUACCAAGAAGUACAGAGUGUUUCUCAGGCUUGUUGAUCAUCAGAGGGAGUACAAUGCACUCAUGCAUGACUGACCAAGGAAACAGAGAGCAAGAUGCACCUGUAGGAUUAUAGACAACUCAUUAAUACCUUUUCUGGGCCUGCUAUAUGUCAACACACUUACAGUACAUGUAUAAGGUAUAUAAGUGUUUUAUAUACUGUAAUCACUACAAACUGAUCGACAAUGGUGAAAAAUUACCAGGUCUAAAUUGCACAAAUCAGUAUUUGAUACCAUUGCAUUUCUUCCUUUGAAAAUUAUACUUUGAAAACAGUAAAUAACAUUGUACUAUGAUGGUGAUACUGACAUUCCUGUGAAAAAGCUGUGAUAUUGGUUGUAGUUCUGUAAUACAUAAAUAUGAACUUGAAAUGUGUGCUGUAUGUAGAAUACAUUGGUUCCACCUUUCUCUUUGGAAAUAAAAUAUUGUGAUAGGUAUUUCAAAAUGAAUCCCAAAGCACUCUAAAUAUUUUAUCAAAUUAAUCAAUUAAUGAUUUGUUUUGCAUAACAAAAUAAAAUAUCAGUAUUAUAACCAUUAUAUAACCAUGUAAUAACAAAUAAUAUAAUAAAAUAAUUAUUUUAGUCAAGUACAUCAAUC